Molecule: messenger RNA, 614 nt
Organism: Acanthoscelides obtectus
Lineage: Eukaryota; Metazoa; Arthropoda; Insecta; Coleoptera; Chrysomelidae
Source: the annotation of a GenBank genome assembly
CUUCACAUGAGGAUUAUAUGAGAACAAAAUUAAAAAAUGAGUUGUGGGAGAAGAUAGCCAGAGAUUUAAAUUACACAAGUGGCAAGGAUGCUAAAGAACAAUGGCGGAAGCUAAGAGAGUGUCAUCGUGAAGCUAUCCGAAGGCAACAAAAGAAAAGUGGAGAACAAACAACCACUACGAAACCAUGGACCUAUCAAAAACAAAUGGAGUUUUUAAAACCAUACAUGAAAAACAGACUCACUGCUGGAUGUCCCAGCACCUCAGCUCCUGAUGACAGCCAGGUAGAAGAAGAAGAUGUACUCUCUGCUGAUCCACCAAGUGUUCAAUCAAAUUUUGAAACAGAUCAAUCCAUGGAUACACCCACUUCAAAAAAAGCGAAAAAAUCUGGUGAUCCUCUAUUGAGAAAAUACAUCGAAGAUGGUGAGAAAAGAGCUAAGAGUCGGGAAGAGUUACGUCAAAAACUAAUAGCUCAAUCUCAGCAAGAAGCAGUGUUACAAAAUGAUGCUCUACAUCUUUUUUUUAUGUCAAUGUAACAAAAAAUCUUCCUACCAAAUUUCAAAGGCAAGUCAGAAGAAAAGUUUUUGAUGUCGUCUCACAAGCAGAAGAUGAUGCUG